Molecule: messenger RNA, 2247 nt
Organism: Brenthis ino (lesser marbled fritillary)
Lineage: Eukaryota; Metazoa; Arthropoda; Insecta; Lepidoptera; Nymphalidae
Source: the annotation of a GenBank genome assembly
AUGGAAAAUUUUCGACGUGAUAUUACUUAUAGCGCUCUAAACAACGAAUUAACUCCGCCACUAGCGAGAUCAGCAGAAAACAUAAAUACUCCAACAAUGAUUACUCUGGAUCAUGAACAUGAUGAUGCUACUAAUGUAAUAAUCCACAAAGUACCUCAAACUAAAGGAGGAUGGAAUCAUAUAGAAGAUCUUGAUUCAUUUUUUACAAAAAUGUAUAGAUAUUAUGUUAGGGGAGGGUUUUAUCCAAUGAUUAUGUCAGAUUUGCUGUAUUUGUUACAAUUUAUAUUUAUUGUGUGGUUCUCUACAUUUCUGGUGCACUGUGUAGAUUAUCCAAGAUUAUUUAGGAAUGAUCCAAAAGCAAACAGAAGUGAAAAACUUAGUUUAAAUGAUGUUAUAAUUCCCACUUCAGUAUGUGUUGGUUAUAUAUCAUGGAAAUGGUGGUGUCUAAUUGUAUUGUGUGCAAUUAUUUGGUUCAUGAGAUUGGUUAUAUCAAUAUAUCAUUUAUAUUAUGCGUAUGACACUAAAUUAUUCUAUAGUAAUGCUUUAAAAAUUAAGGAGAGUGAUUUAGCUUGGGUAAACUGGUCCACGAUACAGGAAAGAGUGAGGGAAGCACAGCCUGAACAUCACAUGUGUGUACAUAAACAAGAGAUCAACGAACUAGAUAUUUACCACAGAAUACUCAGGUUUAACAAUUACAUGGUGGCAAUGGUUAAUAAGAAUUUGCUUCCUCUACAAAUACAUGUGCCCUUUGUUGGAGACUUCCAUUAUUUGAGCAGAGGCCUUAAAUGGAAUUUGGAGUUCCUUUUAUUUUAUAGCCCAUGGAGUCCGUGGGAGAACUGUUGGCAGUUACGCGGCGUGUACAAGGACCAUACCAAGCGAAUGAUGCUGGCGCGACAACUUGAGAGGCAGAUAGUUCUACUGGCCUUGGUCAACUUGCUUCUAGCCCCGCUCAUACAGGCCUGGCAGAUACUUUACUUCUUCUUUAAUUAUGCAGAGCUGAUAAAGCGAUCGCCAGGGUCCUUAGGUCUUCGUACUUGGUCAUUGUAUGCGAGAGUGACCCUCCGGCAUUUCAAUGAGCUGGAACAUGAACUCCGUGAUAGACUUAACAGAGCGCACAAACCUGCAACAAAGUACCUCGCGAGCUUCACUUCCCCCAUCACUACUGUUAUAGCUAAGAAUGUAGUGUUUUUGUCAGCGAGCGUGCUGGGCGUGCUCGUGGUGCUGUCGGUGUACGAUGAGGACGUGCUGACGGUCGAGCACGUGCUCACCAUCAUCACGAUACUCACAUGUGUGCUAGCUGGAGCCAGAGCCCUCAUAGGUGAGGAGGAAAGGCUGGGUGGGGGGUGUGCGGGCCCCGCGCGGGGGGAGGAGUUGUUGGUGCAGGUGUUGGGCCACGUGCACUACUUGCCCGCCGCGUGGAGGGGACGAGCGCAUACUAAGGACGUCGCUGCGCAUUUUCAAGACCUUUUUCAGUUUAGAGCGGCGUACAUACUGUUCGAGCUACUGAGUCCGCUGCUAUGCCCUUUGGUGCUGCUCUCACUGCGCACGCGAGCUCUUGAUGUCGUCGACUUCUAUAGGAACUUCACCGUGAGCGUGCUCGGUAUAGGCGACGUCUGCUCUUUUGCUCAGCUCGACAUUCGCCGUCACGGUCAUCCAGACUGGCAAGUACAUGGCAAGAAUGCAGACAAAGGCAACACCCAGUACAACCAAGGCGAGGGCGGUAAGACGGAGCUGUCGCUGGUCGCGUUCUCGUGCAGACAUCCCGGCUGGCAGCCGGCCGAGCCCUCGCAGCGACAGUUCCUGCGCUCGCUGCGCCAGACCAUGCACCACGCGAUACCCGCGCAGAACCCACUUAAUAAAACAAUGCUAGGCUCCUACAUACAGCAGAGUAUAUUUGGAACGAACACGCCGCUCCCGGCGGUGCUGUCUUGCUACCAACAGCAGAGACAGCAUUAUAGACUGCCCGACAUGGACGAGACUAGCGACGAGGAGGAGGGCAGUUCCCGGGCGGCGGGACUGGCGGGCGCGAGCGGUGCGCUCGGCGCCAGCGCGCUGGGCCUCGCGCAGCCCGACCUGCCCGACGAGGCGCGCGACAUGUCCGUCAGCACGCUGCAUCUGUACGACAUACACUUGUCGCAGGCGGAACGAACGGCGAACGUGUCGGCGUGUUGCACGAACAACUGCAGCGAGCGCCGUCGGGGGGACAGGUGGGAGAGCGGGGAGCACACGCCCCUCCUACAAAGGCCA